This is a messenger RNA of Anopheles stephensi (Asian malaria mosquito), 2663 nucleotides long. Its product is annotated as ATP-dependent RNA helicase DDX54. The record is from RefSeq and is a predicted model, not a curated record. Gene Ontology annotation, cellular component: nucleus. Bases 138 to 2570 code for a protein of 810 amino acids. The transcript is spliced from 2 exons. Gene Ontology annotation, molecular function: RNA helicase activity; RNA binding; ATP binding. Lineage: Eukaryota; Metazoa; Arthropoda; Insecta; Diptera; Culicidae.
ACGGACAGCUGUCAUCGGAUGAAGGAACGUAAACAACAGCACCAAAACCUCGUGUUUCGUUCAAAAACGGCAGCCGGUCGACCGAAUUUACCCACACGUUGCAAAACGAGGCUGGAAAACGAUUUAGAACGCACAAAAUGAGUGUAAUGGCACUGGACGAGGUGCCAGGCUUUACGCUCUACAAGGCCGAAGUCGACUACGACGAUGAUCCGGACAAAGGCAAGGGAAAGGGCAAGAAAAAGUCGGGCGGAUUCCAGGCGAUGGGACUGAGCGCACCCGUGCUGAAGGGAAUCCUGAAGAUGGGCUACAAAAUCCCGACCCCGAUUCAGCGCAAAACGAUUCCCCUCAUCAUGGACGGGCGCGAUGUGGUGGCGAUGGCAAAGACCGGUUCCGGUAAGACGGGUUGCUUUCUGAUCCCGAUGUUCGAGAAGCUGAAGCAGCGCGAGGCGAAGGCGGGCGGUGGAGCACGGGCCCUGAUUCUUUCGCCAACCCGCGAACUUGCCAUACAGACGUACAAGUUUCUUAAGCAUUUGGGACGGUUUAUGGAUUUGAAGUCGAUUCUGGUGCUGGGCGGAGAUUCAAUGGAUUCCCAGUUUGCCGCGGUACACACGCUGCCGGACGUGAUCGUAGCUACGCCAGGCCGGUUUCUGCAUCUUUGUGUGGAGAUGGAUCUGAAGCUGAGCUCGGUACAGUACUGUGUGCUGGAUGAAGCGGACCGACUGUUCGAGAUGGGGUUCGGCGAGCAGCUGACCGAAACGAUCAAGCGACUGCCGGAAUCGCGCCAAAUGGUUCUCUUCAGUGCGACGUUGCCUAAGCAGAUGGUGGACUUUGCAACGGCAGGCCUAUGCCAGCCGGUACUGAUACGACUGGACGUGGAAUCGAAGAUACCGGACACGCUCGAUCUGAAAUACAUUUACUGUCGGCCGGCGGAACGGUACGCCACACUAUUGGUGUUGUUACGCGAUGUGAUCCCGAGCACGGCGCAGACGGUCAUUUUUGCCGGUACGCAGCAUCACGUGGAAUUGAUUUCGUUGAUGCUGACCAAAGCAGGAGUUCCCAACAGUCACGUCUACUCCGGACUGGAUGCAUCCGCGCGCAAAAUCAACACGGCCAAGUUUACGCACCGCAAGGUGAACGUGCUCGUCGUAACGGACGUUGCCGCACGCGGUCUCGACAUACCAACGCUAGACUACGUCAUCAAUCUGCACUUCCCGGGCAAACCGAAGCUGUUCAUCCAUCGCGUCGGCCGAUGCGCUCGUGCCGGUCGCAGUGGAACGGCCUAUUCCAUCUUCUCGAACGACGAUAUCGCUCAUCUGAUCGACCUGCACAUGUUUCUGAAUCGACCGCUCAAUCUAGCCGACCGGAAAACGAUCGGGAUCGUGCCACCGGACACGCAGGAAACGGAACACUUGCUCGUGCAGGAGUACGUAACGCACGUGGACCUCGCGACCGCAUACCGGGUGAGCAACAAUGCGUACAAGCAGUACUUCGUAACGCGACCGGCAGCAUCAGCGGCAUCCAACAAGCGGGCGAAAAACUUUAAAAUCGAUGAACUGGGUGUGCUGGAAGACUUUCUGCAGGGAAACACCGACCCACUGGACGGUGGAGCGAAGGGCAAGAAAACGAAAAAGGGGAAGCUGAUUUCCAUAACGAAAGCGAAAGCGAAAGAGGACGCUCCAAAGCAGGAGGUAAAAAAGGUGCCCACGGCUUCGUCCACCGUUGAUGCGGAUGCGUUCCGGAACGAUUUCCUGGCGCGCAUGAAAAGCUACCGUCCACAAGCGACCAUCUUCGAGCUGAACCCGAAGGCACACGCCCGAGAGCUCGUGGCGAUGACGCAAAAGCGUGAAGCGGAUGAGGCCAAGAUCGAGAAGCACAAGCGCAAGCUGGCCGAACUCGAUGCGGAAGAGCAGGAGAAGCUGAACAGCAAAGCGAACGAAAACGAGGGCGAGCAGGGACCAAAGCGGCGCAAGGGAGCAACCGCUCGCGAUGAGGAGCACUUUAUCGCCUACCAAGCGAAGGACGCCGCCGAGGAAGAUGGGUACGCGAUCGACAAUUUUGCUCGCCAAGCAAAUUCGGCCGAACUGAGUGUGGUCGGGGACACGGCCGAAGGGCAGCGGAUGCACCGGCAGCUGCAGAAAUGGGACCGCAAGAAGAAGAAGAUGGUAAACGUGGAAAACCCACGGGCGGGCAAGAUCCGCACCGAGCACGGUGUGUGGAUUGCCGCAUCCUACAAGACGGGCCGGUACGACAAGUGGAAGGAGCGUACGAAGGUGGACGAAAAGCUGAUGGCGGAACAGGCGCAAGCGUCGGACGAUGAGGGCGGAGAGGCAGGUGCGAGUGCCGUACCGAUCGUACAGCGCCAGUACCCGCACACCCACUGGGGACGGCACAAUGCGAAGGCCGAUCUGCGGAAGUUGCGCGAUCUGGAUCUGAAGACGCCCGAACAGAUCGUGAAGAAGCGACUCGAGAAGGAGACGAAGCAGGAGCGCGAGAAGGCGGCCCGGUUGAAAAACAUCCAGCGCAAAAAGCGUGCCCUGGCCAAGCGGAAGGGUAAGGGCAAGGGUAAGUAAGCGGAUGGCUGGUUCGGUAAGGUUCAGUCAGUAACAAAACACGCGUAAGAAUAUAAGCAAUUGAAUAUAUAUACAUUGCCACAGAUAUCUUAA